AUGCCAGGUCCUACUCUUCCAACCCCGGAGCAGGUCGCAUAUAUGCAAGAGCAUGCAAGCGACAACAUCGUUCCCAACCUCAUCGCCUGUGCUACGAUAUGUCCCAUCUUGGCCACAAUAUUCGUUGCUUUCCGCCUGUGGUCCCGACGAAUCAACCAUGGCCGCUUGAAGCUGGACGCCAGCGAUUACCUGUCCAUCGCUGCCUGGUUAUUUCUCAUCGACGAAAACAUCUAUGCGGUCGUCUUGGCAUUGCUGAAGUUCAGCAUCCUGAGCCUGUACCGGAAACUGUUUGGCAACACGCGCUGGCUAUACAUUCUCUCCUGGGCUGUCACCGCCUUGGUCGCCGAGUUGGCGCUGCAGGUGAUCAUAGCUACCAACUUGCAGUGCAUUCCGAUCUCGGCUACCUGGGACCCGUCGAUACAUGGCAAAUGCAUCAACUACGGCGUCGAGGCCCUCGUGGCCUACAUCAUCAACAUAUCCACCGAUAUCACCAUCUUGUUGAUGCCGAUCCCAGUUGUUCGGAAACUUCAAGCGUCCAAGUCAAAGAAGCGAGGGCUACUGGCCGUCUUUGUCGCCGGCGGAAGCGCUUGUAUCGUCAGCAUGGUCCAGCUUCGCUACAUCACCAAUCUGGGCAGUACUGCAGAUGGCAGCUGGGACAGCAUGCCGUCUAUCUUCCUGGCUGACGUGGAGAUCAUGGUCGGAUUCCUCGCGACUUCGAUCGCGACAUACCGACCGCUAUACCGCCGCGUCUUCAAGGGCAUCGUACCGUCCAGCUCGCAAAACUACAGGCCCGGGUACUCGGACGGCUCGAGACGUUACAACCACGUGACGAGGAUAUUCGCGGGUGGCAAGCCGACGGAUCACAGCUCGAGCACUAAUAACUCGCGUGGCAUUGUCGUCACCGACCAGAUCGAGCUUAUCCGCACGACACAGCCAGCGGGAUCCUACGACGGCACUACUGGGCCAGCAGGAUAUUACGACGGCACUACUGGGCCAGCAGGAUAUUAUGAAGGCACUACUGGGCCAGCGCCAUCCUACGACGGCACUACUGGCGGUCGCACAAGGGAUCCUUCUAUGGCGUAA
Diaporthe citri is the source of this 1083-nucleotide messenger RNA. RefSeq lists its product as uncharacterized. The record is from RefSeq and is a predicted model, not a curated record. The transcript is spliced from 4 exons. The coding region runs from base 1 to 1083 and encodes 360 amino acids. NCBI's taxonomy places the organism in Eukaryota, Fungi, Ascomycota, Sordariomycetes, Diaporthales, Diaporthaceae.